Molecule: messenger RNA, 1618 nt
Organism: Leguminivora glycinivorella
Lineage: Eukaryota; Metazoa; Arthropoda; Insecta; Lepidoptera; Tortricidae
Product: CYFIP-related Rac1 interactor B
Exons: 4
Coding region: 260-1246 (328 amino acids)
Biological process (GO): regulation of actin filament polymerization
Molecular function (GO): small GTPase binding
Source: RefSeq, a predicted model, not a curated record
ACGGUGGUUCGUUUGUCGCAGUCGGGCUGGGCUGGGUCGCUGUGUUCAGUGUCCGUAUACUAUUUGGGCGUGUUAAUAUAUGUUGAUAAAUCGAAGGACGGUGAAUUUUGUAUAAAAACGUUAUAUAAUAAAACAAAUAAUUAAAGUGUAUCAUUUUCAAACAGAAGUGCUCUUCAUAUAACAGUUUAUCGUAGGCAAUGGUUUUGCCACUGAUGAGUAAUAUUUAAUAGUACAGUGAAUUAUUUUUAUAUAAACAAAAAUGGGGAAGUUGUUGAGUCUUUUGGCCCGUGACGACUCGAACUGCUGUUCGUCGCCGCGCUACGAUAUCUUUUUGGAUUUCGAGAACGCUGCGCCCACGGAUACUGAGAAGGAGGUUUACGAGGAAGUUCAGAGAGUUUUGUUGGAGUCUGAGAAGAUUUUGGAGGAGAUACAGUGUUACAAGGGGGCAGGGAAGGAGAUACGGGAGGCUAUAGCGGAUCCAUCCAGAAUAUCGCAGGAGCGAGCCUGGCGCGCGGUCAAACCGCUGGUGGAUAAGCUGCUACGCUGCUAUAAUCACUCUGUGGAGCUGCAGCGGGUAGUGCCACGGUUAUUAGGCUCACUAGUCGGCGGUGCCAUGAGCCCGACGCAGCAUCUAGAACAGCAACAGGCCCUCGUCAAGCAGUUCGCUGAAAUACUGGAGUUCGUGCUCAAAUUCGACGAAUACAAGAUGAAAACGCCAGCGAUCCAAAACGACUUCAGCUACUACCGCCGCAGCGUCUCUCGAGGCGGCCUCAUCAACCCAGACCUACCUCCCGACGAAACCAACAUCAGCGCAGAAAUAGCCAAUAGAAUGUCGCUGUUCUAUGCUCAAGCCACGCCGAUGCUCAAAGUUCUUUCAGAGGCUACCAGUCAGUUCGUGAACGAUAAUCAGCAGGAUUUGGAGAACACUACAGAGACGCUUAGCACAAUGGCUAAAGUGUGCUUAAGGAUGUUAGAAAACCCAAAACUCGUCGCUCAGUUCAGCCGCGAAGAAACCUCGCUCCUAGUUCUCCGCGUAAUGGUCGGCCUAAUCAUUCUCUACGACUGGGUCCACCCCUCCGGCGCCUUCUGUCGCUCCUCCUCCGUCGACGUCAAGGGCUGCGUCAAGUUCCUCCAGCAGCAAACCCCGGCCAAGGCCGAGCCUCUGCUCAACGCCCUCAGGUAUACCACCAAACAUCUCAACCACCAGACGACACCGAAGAACAUCAAGACGCUGCUAGCGGCGUGAGGACAGCAUUCCAGCCUUGCAUGUUGCUGUGGGGAAUGAAGACAAUAAGUUAGGGGAUUUCUCAUCGGCGCUUUACGUUGCUGUAGUUUAGCUGCGUUUUGUUCACACACUGCUGUCGUAGACCAAACAUUUUAUUCUGAAUCCACCGUUCAAUAUACAUUUUCUAAAAAGGGUAUAUGAAGGGCGGCUGUGUGAACGAACGCUUAGGGUCAAACUGUCUGGGGAACCUUGUCAAGUUCUGCACUAAAUCCGACGACCGGUCUGGCUCAGUCGGUAGUGACCCUGCCUGCUAAGCCGCGGUCCUGGGUUCGAAUCCCGGUAAGGGCAUUUAUUUGUGUGAUGAGCACAGAGUUUUGUUCCUGAGUCAUGGAU